This is a messenger RNA of Exophiala aquamarina CBS 119918, 1176 nucleotides long. RefSeq lists its product as uncharacterized. The coding region runs from base 1 to 1176 and encodes 391 amino acids. The record is from RefSeq and is a predicted model, not a curated record. Lineage: Eukaryota; Fungi; Ascomycota; Eurotiomycetes; Chaetothyriales; Herpotrichiellaceae. Gene Ontology annotation, molecular function: flavin adenine dinucleotide binding; saccharopine oxidase activity; sarcosine oxidase activity. The transcript has 2 exons.
AUGGCCAACCUUCUUUCGCACGAGUCCACAAUUCUCAUUAUAGGUGCCGGCACAUGGGGUUGCAGUACUGCCCUGCACCUCGCUCGUCGAGGAUAUAAAUCAAUCACUGUCCUCGAUAUCCACCCAGUACCUUCGCCAAUCUCUGCGGGCAACGACAUCAACAAAAUACUUGAACUCGGCUCUUUUGCUGGAAAUGAUGAGGAUGAGGUCUACGUGUCGAACAAACUGCUAGCAGCAGCAACGGAGGGCUGGCUGAACGACCCUGUAUUCAAGGACUAUUUUCAUGAGACAGGAUGCAUCCUCGCUGCAACUUCAGAGGAUGCUCGUGCCCAUAUGAACUCUCGCGACGGACCAAGCGAGGCAAAGGGUUGGAUACCGCUCAAGAAUAUGGACGACUUCAGAGCUACAAUGCCCAGAGACGUUUUGACCGGUGAUUUCCCAGGCUGGGAUGGCUGGUGGAAAAAGACUGGGGCUGGGUGGGUGCAUGCUCGAAAGAGCAUCGAGAGCGCUGCGAGGGAGGCAUCACGGCUCGGCGUUACAUUCAUAACUGGGCCGGGAGCUGGCAACGUUUGGGGCUUGAUCUACGAAAAUUCAGACGUCAAGGGUGCCAUCACGUUCGACGGCACUCAACACCUCGCGGACCGCACAAUCCUCUGCGCGGGUGCCAACGCUGGUAGGCUACUUGAUAUGAAUGACCAACUUCGCCCAACCGCAUGGACGCUGGCCCACAUCAGGAUGACACCCGAAGAGGCUCAGCUGUACAAAAACUUACCUGUUCUCUUUAAUAUUGAGUUAGGUUUCUUCAAGGAGCCGGAUGAAGACAACCACGAGUUGAAGAUCUGCGACGAGCAUCCUGGCUAUUGUAACUGGAGGCCAGGCACGCCAAACCGAGAAUUUCUAAUUUCAAAGCACCCGAAUUAUCCUUCCCUCGUACUCGGCGUGGGGGGAUCUGGGCAUGGAUUUGCCCAUAUUCCGGCAAUUGGAGGGUUUAUCACGGAUUCAAUGGAGGAUAAACUCGACGAAAAGAUGAAGAAUAGCUUCCGCUGGAGACCUGAGACUGUUGUCGGGAGGAACUGGGACGAUCUUCAGGGAAGGUAUGGCCCUCAAGGUUCGAAUCGAGUGAUGGACUUCCAGACAAUCAGUGGGUGGACGAAUAUUUGCAGCUCUACGGAGUGA